Rattus rattus (black rat) is the source of this 6708-nucleotide messenger RNA. It is a transcript of the gene Bbx, whose product is annotated as BBX high mobility group box domain containing. The record is from RefSeq and is a predicted model, not a curated record. Gene Ontology annotation, biological process: regulation of transcription by RNA polymerase II. Lineage: Eukaryota; Metazoa; Chordata; Mammalia; Rodentia; Muridae. Gene Ontology annotation, molecular function: DNA-binding transcription factor activity, RNA polymerase II-specific; RNA polymerase II transcription regulatory region sequence-specific DNA binding. Gene Ontology annotation, cellular component: nucleus. The coding region runs from base 573 to 3374 and encodes 933 amino acids. The transcript is spliced from 16 exons.
GAAUCAGAUUUGGUGCUCUAGUUAUUCAUUUGUUUGUGACCUUGGGCAACUCACAUUAUCUCGCUGGCCUUCACAUUCAGUAUUGGAAGAACAAUAUUUCCUGUUUGAGGCUAGAUUGUUUUGACGAUUGUGUGUGGAACUGGUGAAGGUGAAUGUUGGUGGGUAAAGGUAAAUAUUCAGGGAAACCUCAAGUUACUUCUGAACAGUUGCAUGUAUGUCCAAUUUAACAUCACUAGGGCACUCUUGCUUUGUAAGUAGUACCACAAAUAUGUACUCCAAACCAAAACCCAAGUUACGAUUGCAGACUUCUCUGUCUCUGACUUUCUUUGGCUGCUUAAUCCCUGCAACUCUAACUUUCAGUCUGUUUCUAUCCUCUGGUAAUCUUCAUGCUUCCUCCCUCUGUGUUUCUCCUGACUGUCUCUGGUCUUUCUCUGUUUUUCUUAUCCCAGGCACCCUCAGGAAGAUCCCAAGCCUCUAGCAGAUGAUAUCAUCUCCAGCAUGUUAUAGAUGUGGAGGAUUCCUUGGGCUAUUGAGAAAUACCAGAGGCGAAUUGUUCCACUGUAGUCACAGUUAUGAAAGGCAGUAAUAGAAAUAAAGAUCAUUCAGCAGAAGGAGAAGGGGCCGGAAAACGACCAAAACGGAAGUGUCUUCAGUGGCAUCCGUUGCUAGCCAAGAAACUUCUGGACUUUUCAGAAGAGGAGGAGGAAGACGAGGAAGAAGAAGAUAUUGAUAAAGUUCAACUUGUUGAGGCGGAUGGCCUAGAGCAAGAUGUUGGUGAGACUGAAGAUGAUGAGUCACCAGAGCAGCGAGCCCGGAGACCAAUGAAUGCGUUUCUUUUAUUUUGCAAGCGCCAUCGAUCCCUUGUCCGACAGGAACACCCAAGGCUUGAUAACCGAGGUGCUACCAAGAUACUAGCUGACUGGUGGGCUGUUCUUGAUCCAAAGGAAAAGCAGAAAUAUACAGACAUGGCCAAGGAGUAUAAAGAUGCAUUUAUGAAAGCAAAUCCUGGCUACAGAUGGUGCCCUACCACAAACAAGCCUGUGAAGUCGCCAACACCCACUGUCAAUCCACGGAAGAAACUCUGGGCCUUCCCAUCUGACUCCUCAAGAGACUUGCCAACCCCUAAGAAGGCAAAGACAGAAGAAGUUCCUCAGCUUAACUUUGGAAUGGCAGAUCCUACUCAGAUGGGAGGCCUGAGCAUGUUGCUGCUAGCUGGAGAACAUGCUCUUGGAACGCCAGAGGCAUCCUCUGGGACUUGCAGGCCUGAUAAUUCAGAGUCACCUGAGUUGCGUCAGAAGUCACCAUUGUUUCAGUUUGCCGAGAUAUCCUCCAGGACAUCCCACCCCGAUGCGCCUUCAAAACAGUGUCAAGCAUCAGCCUUGUUUCAGUUUGCAGAGAUCUCUUCAAGCACUUCGCAGUUGGGUGGCACUGAGCCUGUGAAACGCUGUGGAAAUUCUGCACUCUUUCAACUGGCAGAGAUGUGCCUGGCGUCAGAAGGCGUAAAGAUGGAAGGCACAGAGCUAACCAAAUCCAAAGACUCAGACGGAGGACGAAUCGAGGAAAUGGAAAAGGGGAAGGAAGAGCGAGACAUAAAAAUGGAGAAAACCAUUGAAACUGCAUUCCAGACGGAAGCAGAAAAGGGCAACAUCAGAGAGUCCAAGGAUUUAAGAGACAUUGAACAGCUACAGUCGAAUAACGUAAUGGCUAUCAAAGUGGAAGACCCCAAAGAAAGUAGAAAGGAGUCAGAUGACGAUCAGAAAUACAGUCACUUCCCUGAUUUUUCUUACUCUGCCAGUAGCAAGAUAAUAAUUAGUGAUGUCCCCAGUAGAAAGGAUCACAUGUGCCACCCUCACGGAAUCAUGAUUAUUGAGGACCCCACUGCACUAAACAAACCAGAAAAGAUAAAAAAGAAGAAGAAGAAAAACAAACUGGAUCGACAUGGAAAUGACAGGUCCACCCCCAAGAAGAGCUGCAAGAAGAGGCAGUCUUCAGAGUCUGACAUCGAGAGUGUCAUGUACACCAUCGAAGCGGUAGCAAAGGGAGACUGGGGUGUUGACAAGCUCGGAGAAACCCCAAGAAAGAAAGUCCGCACCUCCUCAAGUGGCAAGGGGGGCAUUUUGGAUGCCAAGCCACCAAAGAAAAAAGUGAAAUCCAAGGAGAAGAAGGUUUCCAAGGAGAAGUGCUCAGACAUCACCAAAGAGUCUCGACCUCCAGAUUUCCUUAACAUUUCUGCCAGCAAGAGUGUUCCUGGGGAGGUGCCGGAGAGCAUGAAAGCAGAGCCCUUGACACCUACCGAGGACGCACUGCCACCUAGCCUACCAGGGCAGGCUAAGCCUGAGGACACUGACUGCCACAGGAAAACGGAGACCUGUGGCUCCAGGAAAUCUGAGAGGUCUUGCAAAGGUGCUCUUUAUAAAACCCUGGUGUCCGAGGGCAUGCUCACCUCCCUGCGAGCUAAUGUUGACAGAGGGAAACGAAGCUCAGGAAAAGGAAACUCCUCUGAUCAUGAAGGGUGUUGGAGUGAAGAGAGCUGGACAUUUAAUCAGAGUGGGACCAGUGGAAGCAAGAAGUUUAAAAAGAAGCUAAGGGAAGACUCCUUCCUUGGUUCUGCAAAGCUGGAUGAGGAAUUUGAAAAGAAAUUCAACAGCCUCCCUCAAUAUAGUCCUAUUACAUUUGACCGGAAAUGUGUAUCUAUUCCAAGGAAAAAGAAGAAGACUGGAAACAUGUCCUCAGAAUCGACUAAAGCCAGCAAAGGUCCUUUCCAGUCUCAGAAAAAGAACUUAUUCCACAAAAUUGUCAGCAAAUAUAAGCACAAAAAGGAGAAGCCUAAUGUUCCAGAAAAAGGAAGUGGGGAUAAAUGGUCACACAAGCAAUUUUUCUUGGAUGCCAUUCACCCUACAGAAGCCAUAUUUUCAGAAGAUAAAAACACCACAGAGCCUGCUUAUAAGGUUAAAAAUGCCCUAUCCAUUCCCAACACUCCAGAGCCAACAGCAAUGCAAGAACCUUUGGUGGGCAGCCAAAAGAGAAAAGCAAGGAAAACCAAGAUCACACACCUUGUCAGGACUGCAGAUGGCCGAGUCUCACCAGCAGGAGGUACACUGGAUGACAAACCAAAGGAGCAGCUGCAGAGGCGUCUCCCCAAAGUCCCCGAGACAUUCUGCGGUGAUAAUUGCUCACACACUACGGUUGAGGAGCCACGGAGCAGUACUCCAGAAAUGCCUGCUGUGUCUGCAUUCUUUAGCCUCGCUGCACUGGCUGAGGUUGCAGCCAUGGAGAAUGUGCACAGAGGUCAGAGGUCAACUCAACUCACCCAUGAUGGACAGCCAAAAGAAAUGCCGCAGGCUCCUGUACUUAUUUCUUGCGCUGACCAGUGACGCGCCCUUUAAUUGUAAAACAUUGUGCUUUACCUUCUACCCUAGCCUUGUCUUUACCAGGGAUGCUAGCGAGUCCAUGUGGUGGGAAGUACAGACUGCAGACAAGGGCCUGUUGCCCCACAUGGCCCAGAAUCACUUGAAGCAGAACUUAGCAUUCUGGGCCCAUUUGUUGUUUCAGAAGCCACAGUUUCUGAAGGCAGUGUUCCUGUGUGAUACUGAGCAAAAGCAGAGGGACCCGCACCUUUGCUUUGUGUGGAGGAAGGCUUUUGAUGGUGACCAGUGGUGACUCGGUAAAAGGCUGCCUUCGCUGUAGCUCAUCCAGCAUCUCUUUUACCAGCCAGAGAGUGGGAAACUAGUUUCAUAUAUUACCUAGUUCUUCUUUCAAAACAAACAAGAAAACCCUGACGCACUGCACUAGUUAUUAUUAGAUAUUCUUAGUCUUUUGUACAUGAAGAUUUAAGUUCUAAGAUGGUUUAUAUAAUAGGUUAUACCUACAUUUAUAUUGUAGAAUAAAUAUUAAAAAGCCUGUACCAGAGACUCCCAAGCAGCAUGGGCAGGCAGACGUACCAUUGUUAGCGGUGUAUGCUCGGCCUCGUGGUCCAUAUAUUCUGCACUUUUAUAUUUGCCACCAGAGUGGUAGUGGUAGUUUGCUGGCAGAGAGAAAGAGAGAGAGAGAGAGAGAGAGAGAGAGAGAGAGAGAGAGAGAGAGAGAGAGAGAGAGAGAGGAGAGAGGAGAUAUUAAUUGAGAAAGAGAAUAUUACAAUUCUUACAAUCUGAAUUUUUUUCUUAGCCUUGAGUGACCAAGAAGAAUUUGCUUGGGGCAAAUUGUGGCAAAUAUUUUCCCAGACAGGGGAAGCAUCCUGCAGAUUACAGAUUACUGAUGUUUUCAUGCCUUGAGGAUUCUUUUAUUUUUACACGGGGGUCUAAGUGGCCAAUGGAUCGUUCAUAUAAACAAACAAACAAAAAAGACAAAAAUAUUAUUCAGAAGUGACCUUAGUAUUACUUCAUUAUUCUAACCACAUUGAAGAUGCUCACUUCAUAUGGACUUGGAGCUUCAGACCUUUUACAUCCAUCACAGACAGACCGGAUGGGUUGUGAUUGCUGUGCAUGGCCUAAUAGGCACUGCAGGCUUUAGGAGCCAUUUGGAGUUUGUAUCGUUGAGGAAGUAUUGAGUAAACGAGGGGGGAGGUGUGUCUGAAGUGCGCCUCUCAGUCAGAUCCACCUACAAGUUUCUGUUUCCUUUUUAUGUUUUGUUGCUUUUAAGCAUAAAACCAACCAUAUGCCAGUGCCAAGUGGAUUAACUGGCUUACAACAUUCAGCAUAUUGACUUAACCACCUGAUGUUCACAGUGUCUUGUUUCCUAGCAACAGAUGCAAAGUGAUACAUCAAAAUUAAUCUGAGGCUACAGAUUUUACAGGGUAUUUGUUCCAUAGCACAAAGUAUUUCCCCACUCUUGCAUCACAGCACAAACUACCAAAUUUUGAUUUUUUUUUUAGAUCCCAGCAAUAAUUUUUAAUAGUUUUCAAACUGGUGGAAUUUUGAUAGUGCUAGCUGGAGUUUGAAGCUUUUGAAUUAGAUCUCUAAAUGGUGACAGUUUACAUGGUUUUAUCUAGCUUUCUUAUUUAUACUUGACUGAAUUGUAAUUUUUUUUCUAAUUGUAAUCUGACCUAAUAGCCAUAUAAAAUGACUCUGUUAGUACUGUCUAGGCCUAGCUUCUCACGGUUGUAGAUAUUCAGUUCCGGUGCUGGAAAAUAUGUACAACAAUACUAACAGGAUUGAAAAAGAUGGAGGUUUGUUUUGUUUGUUGUUUUUCCAAAGCAGGUAGGGAGGACAGCAAAGUAUUAGAAUUAUGUCCUGAAACUUUAUGUUCGUUGUGGGGAGGAAGGAAGCAGGAAUUAGUGACAGUUAAUCAGUAGGCAUAGCUUAACCCCAUUCACAGAGAAAUAAAUCAAGUGACGAGCCCCAGGUCUUAGCGUACUAUUUUUACUAUGAUAACUAUUUUAAUAAUAUUUUCUAAAUUUCAAAACAUAAAACCGAAUGAUUGGAAAUUGGUGGGUCCUCACGUUGGUGGCUGUUGGAGUUUUGGACCACUUGCUAGCAGUGAUUUAAACAUGAUAAUUAGCUAACCCCCUCCAAAAAAUAAUAACAAAAAUAGAAAACCAACAAUUGCAUUGGUGCAGAACAUGCAUCUUGACAAUGGUACUAACUUGUUAUUCUCUAGAACACGUUAGAAUAGAUCUAUUUUUGCCAGAGCACCCUCCCUCCAUCCUCCAAUACAUUUCACUAGAGUCCUUUAAGAGAUUGCUGUAUAUUCCUGAGACCUUUUUUUAAAAAAAAAAAAAGAAGAAGAAGAAGCAAACGAGAUAACUUUUUUUCUACGUGGUUAAUAUCUUACCUGGUCUGCUUUUCCUAAACCCCAGUGGCUUUUACUUUAGUCGGGGUGGGAAUGGGAGGGACUUACUGGAUAUGACUGUUUUCAGAUUCUUUAAAAACAAACCUUUUUUAGAAAUGCUUAAUUUUUAAGCGGUUAGGCACUGAGAGUAGCAGAAAUCCUGCAAAGCUUUAUAGUUCUCUGAGUGAGGUCUUGAUUUCAGUAGCUGUGCUUCUUAUGCCCCGGAUCUGCUGGAGAGGGGUGUUGGUAUUUUCAGGUAACAUUUGUUAGCACAAAUCUUUCGGUCCGUUACAUUGUUCUUCACCCUAUCCGUGUCGUCAUCUUCAUUUCUCGUCUCUCCUUCUGGAAACUGAUGUUGCUGUGUCGCUCUGACGUGUCCUCGUGAUCUGCUGGCAAGCACCAUCUACACUAAUAUUCGUCUCACGGCGAAUAGCCUCAAGCAAACAAGUUGUUGCACCUUAUGUAUAUCUCAAGCAAACCAAAAUGCAGUGUUCUGCUUCGUUCUGUUCUAAAUCACUGUAGCAUAUCUUUCUGAAACCAUUUUUGCAUUUAGUUGAAAUUGUCAAUAUUUAUGCUUUUAACCUUCAUUUCUGGAUUCAAACCUGUAUAUAAAACUUUUGAAAGUCAUCCUUGCCCUUCUCUGCAGGGCUGGAAGUGGAAGGGUCUGCCUCAGGUGCAGACGUAGUACUCUUCCAGGUUUCUUUAGCCCUUUAUUUAUUUUAGGUAUUGUGGUAUUUCCAGUGUAAUUUUGAAGUAUCUAGAGUAUAUUAUAGUAACUAAAUCUGCAGCUCUGAAGCUGAGUGAGAGAAAAAUACUGUAAGGUGUCCUUCAAGGUCUGUUUGGGUACUGUAAGCGUCCCACAGCCACGUCGGAAGCUACAGGUUCUUGUUCCCAAAUUAGGUUAGUCUCAGAUGGUGACUCAAAACUCUAAAGUCAUCCAGC